AUGAAGAGGAAGAGUAUCCAUUUAUUCUUUUAUAUGGUCAUACUAUCAUUCAUUUUAUAUAAUAAAAUAAUAAACGUUUUGAAUUCCCCAAUUAAUAAUUGUAAAAAUAAAAAUGAUGAUUUGAAUUUAAAGAGAGGAAAUGAUGAAGAUAGUAAUAGUCGAAUCAGUACAUCUACUGCUGUGUUUUAUUUGUCAGAUGAAAGGAUAUAUAUUAAUGAACAGCAUUUUACUAAUAUUAAAAUACUUCAGAAUAUAUUUAUGGAACGCAUAAAAUCUUAUGAAUAUAAAGAAGAAUUAGAUAAAUUAGGAUUAUUAAAUAUUAAAACAUUAUUAUAUGAAGAUUUUAAACAAGAAAUAUAUAAUAGUAUGAAAUUAAUAUUUCAAUUUAUUAAGCAGAAUUUUUAUUAUUUAUGUAAAUAUAUAAAUGAAGAGAAGAGAAGAAAUAAUAUAUCAGGAAAUAAUUAUUUAUCAGAUAAUGAAAUAUUUUCAAUAAUAAAAAAUAAAGUUAUUAAUACAAAUGUCGAAAAAAAUAAAAAAUAUCUUGAUUUAUUAAAUUAUUUAAUAAAAUUAAAAAAAAUAUUUAAUAUAUCUUUUUCAAUGAACUUAGAAAAAGAGUUAAGACCAAUCAUAUUAAUAACUCGUGUUAAUCUAGAUAAUAAUUCUGUACAUAUUAAUAUAAAUAAUAAUAUGACAGAAGAAUCUAUUGAUGAAAUGAAAAAAGAGGGAUCAUUAAAAAAAGAUAAAUCUUUAGAAGAAAUAUCUAAAAGUAUUUUUAAGCCAAUAAAAACAAAUAGUUUAUUUGUUAAAAUAUCUAAUACAUUUAAGUGGCCUUUGAACUUUUAUAGAAAUUUAUGUUAUAAAAAUAAUUAUAAGGCAGCUUCAGAAAAUUGGGUUAGCUAUUUUUAUGAUCAUAAUGAAACCCUAUGUCAUGUAGAAACCUGUGGUACAGGUGACUGUUUAUUUCUAUCAUUAAAAUAUUUAUUAGAAAAUAAUGGUAUUAAAAAAAAUAAUUUCGUUGUAAAUAAAAAUGUAAGAGAAAGUAAAUUCAUUCCAUGGUAUAUUGAAAAGGUCAAACAAUCAAAUAAAGUAAAUUAUGAAGUAACUGAUUUGAGAUAUAUAACUACAUUUUAUGUUAUUAAAUAUUUUCCAGGAUAUUCCUCCGAUACAGAUAUAGAUGAGAAUCAUAUAAAAGACAAGUUAGAUUUGCUUAUAAAUUUAGAGUUAACCAAUUAUUAUUUAGAAAAGGAUUUAAUGUAUAAGAUGAUGAAGAAUAAAGGUUCAAAAGAGAAUGUGCAGGGUAUUUUGAAAGAAACUGUUGAAGAAGAAGAGAAUAUUGAAGAAAUUGAUGAAAAGGAGUAUGAGGAUAAAAAUAUAACAGAAGAUACAAGUGAUGAUAAGGAUCACACUAAAAAUAAUAAUAACAACAACAAUAAUAAUAAUAAUAAUAAUAUCAAUGGUGAUGAUGAUGUUACAGGUCGUUAUAAUAAUGAUGUAAACACAAAUAAUAACAAUGACGAAGAAAAAGAUUUAAUUGAUUUUAGUGAUGAUCCUAAUGAUAUAACAAAUUCUAAUGAAGAAGUACAAGAAAGUAGAGAAUAUUCUAAUUCAAAUAAUAAUUAUGUUAUUGAAAAAGAAAACGCUUAUGAUCCAUAUGAAAGCUUUAACAGUUUUAGUAGCGCCAGCAGUGAUGAUGAUAUAACAUAUGAAAGUAAAAAUAACUCCUCUGUAUCUUCUUCAAAAAAAAGUAACAAUGGAGAUGUGGAUUCGUCACUACUUACAAAAGAAGAUGAGGAUGGUAGUUCUAAUCAUAAUGAUAUAAAUAAAAAUGACGAAAAUAAUUUUAAUAGUGAUGAAAAUUUGAAACCUAUAUAUGAUUUAUAUAGUAACGAAGAAAUUACAAUAUAUAAAGUAAAUAAUGAUGAUAGAUCUAAAGGAUUGAAGGAAACUAGAAGAUACAAGAGUGAACCACAUUAUAGAAUUGUUUAUAGGAAUAAUAAUUCAUCGAAUACUACAAAUAAUUAUAUAUCACCACAUUUUAAGAAUGAAGAAAAUAUUGAUAAAAAUAAUAAAAGUAUAACAUUAAGUAAUAAUGAAAAUAAUAACAAUAACGGUGAUGAAAAAAAAAAAAAAAGUAUUAAUAAUAAUAAUGUGGAAAACAAGAAAGAACUUUAUGAUAAUGAAUCUAGUCAUAAAUCUAUAAACGAAGGUGCAAAAAAGAAAACUACUAAACAACAAGGUAUUAUUAAUUAUUAUGAAAAAGAUCGAAGUAUUAAUAAUAAUUCUAGAUCCAAGUCCUUAUCUUCUAAGGGAGAUAAAUUAAGUGGUAAUGAAAUGAAUGUAAGCAAGCGAUUAGAAAAGAUACCAAUAAAUUUAAGUGUUAAAAAUGAAUAUAAAGAUAAUGAAAAGAAUAAUGAUAAGAAUAUUAGUAAGGAUAGUCGUAAAGAUAAUAAUAAUAAUAAUAUUGUCAUUAUUGAUAGUGAAAAAAAAAAAAGUGUUAGCUCAAAUAAAAGUAUAUUUGAAAAAAUAAAAAGUAUGUAUUAUGAUAAUCAUGAUGAUACAGAUGAUUAUGCAGAAAUAUUAGAUGAAGUACAUGAUGAUGGAUAUAGAUUAUAUGAAUUAAUUUUUAUAAAAUUAGUAUCAUUAUCAAAAAAUAAAUUAAAAUUAAAUGAAUUAAUGAAAUUAUCAAAGAAUGAUUUAAAAAAAUUACAAGGAACAAAUCAUAAAGUAAAGGUUAUUGGUUCACAUAUGUUUAGUAAGAAAUUAUCAGAAGGUAAUGUACUUCCAUUUUAUUCAUUUAUUAAUAUAAAAAAUAAAUUAAAUAAUCCAUUUAGUGAUAUGGAUUUUAGUGAUAAAGAUUAUUAUGUAGUAGUUAUCAAAACAUCUUUUAAUAAAGAUAUUAAAAGAAAAAAAGAUGGAUUAGUAACUCGAAGUUUAUUAUUAAAUCAUAGAGGUGAUUCUAUAUCCUACUGGUCCAUAAAAAAUAAUGAUUUUCAUUUUACAUGUGACAAUAAAGUAAUUCAAACCAAAACUUUUAAAGAAAAAGCAUCAGCCUUUUUUUAUGAACGUACUAGAUUAGGGCAUGUACAUUGGGGGGAUGAAACUGAUUAUGAUGCUUUUCAAAAAAUGUUUAAUAUUGGUCUUAUAACAUUUAUGAAUAAUAACACAAAAUUUUUCUUCUCUAAAAGUACAUUUAAAGAAUAUCCAAUGCAUCUCCUUAUCUAUUUUUAUUCAGGUAUUCACUUUGAACCGGGUGUGCAUGUAGUCUUAAAAGGAAAAAAUGAAACAUGUCAUUCUUCAUAUAAGACAGGCGAUAUACCUAACUCUUUUAUGGAGAUACCAGAGAAAUAA
This is a messenger RNA of Plasmodium gaboni, 3348 nucleotides long. RefSeq lists its product as hypothetical. The coding region runs from base 1 to 3348 and encodes 1115 amino acids. The record is from RefSeq and is a predicted model, not a curated record. The transcript has a single exon. Lineage: Eukaryota; Apicomplexa; Aconoidasida; Haemosporida; Plasmodiidae.